Molecule: messenger RNA, 1310 nt
Organism: Oryza brachyantha (malo sina)
Lineage: Eukaryota; Viridiplantae; Streptophyta; Magnoliopsida; Poales; Poaceae
Product: chromophore lyase CRL, chloroplastic
Exons: 9
Coding region: 77-901 (274 amino acids)
Biological process (GO): protein-phycocyanobilin linkage
Molecular function (GO): lyase activity
Source: RefSeq, a predicted model, not a curated record
GGUCCCUCUCCUCCUCCUCUCUUCUCCCCCCAACCUCACCUCGUCGUCGCUCGCGAGUAUCGCCGUGGAACACCCGAUGGGCUCCGGCGAGGACAGCGGCGCUGGCGUCGGGGGAGGGGGCGCCGGCGGGGUGGUGCGGGGCGCGGUGCUGAAGGCGCUCGUGGUCGUCGGCGGCGUCCUGCUGCUCCGCCGGCUGCGCCGCUCCACCACCCGCUGGGACCACGCCCGCGCCGUCGUGGACGCGCUCUCCGGGGAGAAGUUCUCGAGGGAGCAGGCGAGGAAGGAUCCUGAUAACUACUUCAACUUGAGGAUGCUUACAUGCCCUGCAACAGAGAUGGUGGAUGGUUCUAGAGUGCUUUACUUUGAGCAAGCAUUUUGGAGAAGUCCAGAAAAACCUUUCCGACAAAGAUUCUACAUGGUAAAGCCAUGCCCAAAGGAUAUGAAAUGUGAUGUUGAGUUGAGUUCAUAUGCGAUCAGAGAUGUUGAAGAGUACAAGAAUUUCUGUGACCGUCCAAAGGAUCAAAGGCCACAGCCAGAAGAAGUCAUUGCAGACAUUGCAGAGCACCUGACCACCAUACACUUAUCACGGUGUGAGCGUGGAAAACGCUGUUUGUACAAAGGAUCAACCCCACCUGGAGGAUUUCCUAAUAAUUGGAGUGGUGCAACGCAUUGUACUUCGGAUAUGUCCAUUCACAAGAACGGGGAGGUCCAUAUCUGGGACAAGGGUUUUGAUGAUGAUGGUAAUCAGGUAGCUUCUGUUUGGGGAACCAAAGCUGGUCCUUAUGAGUUCAAGCCUGCUCCGAAGUUAAAUUAUGACGACAUGUUUUCGCCAUUAAAUUUCUCUGCUCCAUUGACGCUAGAGAAGAAGAUGGAAAGCUCGUAUUCAAUCGAUGACCAGUAGUAUGUACAUACAGUUCGUGUACCUCUUUAUUUAAGAAAAUUAAGCAAGAAAACUACCUUCGUUUAGUACAGCCCUGUGUACUAAAUUUUGUCCAUAUAAGAAAUACAAUAAGAAAAAUUAGAGUUGCACCUAUAUAGGGACUCUUGAUGUUGAGAAUGCAUUAAGGCUCUAUUUAGGAGAGUUUGAGAUUCUAAGAAGCUAGAUUGUGAGAAUUUGAAACAAGUUAGAUUUUCUAGCUUAUGGCUUCUAGUUCAUUUUUCGAAAAAAAUUCUACAACUAUAAUGUUCCUAGAAUCUAGAUGACAAACUAGACUGUUUAGAAAGCUAGAGAUUCUAAGGUCAGUCUCAAUGCAUGUUUCAUGGGGUACUAUGUACGUUAAAUAGGGUGUCACAUCAAUAAAAUUGCUGAU